UGUGCGAGCGUGCUGGCUCAGCACUGCGAGGCCCUGGAGAAAUCUGCUGCUGCUGUCGUCACCGGCUCCCUGUCGCUGGACUCCUGCUGUAGGAAAGGGCAUGAAGACGGGACGUUCAGCUGCUUCCUGCGAACGCACCGGAGCCUCGUACCUCAGUCUGUUGCUGGAGUUUCAGUAGUAAAGAGAAAUGCCUGACAUGACCCUGCCUGUACCGGUGCCACGGCCAAACUACUCCCAAGCCAGGGAGAACCUGGUGAAGGCGAUCCCACCCCAGAUUCUCUGUUUGCUCACAUGUGGAGGAGUCGACUGUCGCUACGAAGGACCAGCCUGUUGGGGAGCCAACCAGCAGGCCGUCCGGGGCCUCUUCUCCUCUUGGGUGACGGAUGACAUUGUUGCCAUGACACGACCAUCCAACCAUCUUAUUGAGAAAUAUGACAUCAUAGAACAGUUUCAGAGGUUGAAGAUCAAAUCGAUCAUCAACAUGCAGCUCCCCGGGGAGCAUGCUCACUGCGGACCACCGCUGGACCCCGACAGUGGCUUCACUUACUCUCCACAGGUCUUCAUGGAGAACGACGUUUUUUUUUACAACUUCGGGAUGCCAGAUUUUGGUGUGUUCUCCCUGGUUGCCAUGAUCGAUGCAGUGAAGGUGCUGGCCUUUGCCGUGAAGGAGGGGAAAGUGGCCGUGCACUGCCACGCGGGCCUCGGCAGGACGGGAGUGCUGAUAGCCUGCUACCUGAUCUACACGUUGCGCAUCGGUCCGAGUGAGGCUGUGCACUAUGUGCGGAUCAAAAGGCCUUGCUCCAUCCAAACCCGCGCCCAGAUCAGUCAGGUGUUUGACUUCGCCCGCCUGCUGAGCACCCAGUUUACUCAGUACCCAGACCUCGGCCUGCGCCACGGCGCACCCUUCACCCUGCAACACCACCUGAGCCGCCAGGCCCUACUGCUUCAUGGCCAAGAGGCACGCACACUCAAACACACGCCGAAGAUUGUGUUCCUCCUGUGUGUGCGUCUCUCCUGUUUAGCCCUGGGCCUUCCUGCCCCUCCGGAGGUGCACGCUGAGCUCGAGAAGAGUUCAGCGCUAAGGACCCUGGGUAGGACUGUGAGGGAGACCCUGCUGUCCAAACAAUACCUGCCUGUGCUAAGGGAGGGGCAUAGGGGGUCCUGGGUGGGCUCGGGGUCAGUGUCCUCCUGGGAUGAGCCCCUGGGAUUCUUGGAGAGGAAGAGGGAGGUGCUGAUGGACAAACGCAGCUACAGCGACUCUGACCUCAGCAAGAUUACGGAUUUGGAGCCAGGCUCGCUCCGUAUUCCAACUCUGGGAGUUCAGGGAGACUGGUGUGGACAGGACCUGAUAAGGGCUGUCAAAAAUCCUUUCACUCCCAGCCACUCCUCACUUUCAUCUAGCCUUUGGACCAGCAAAAAGGAUUCGCACACACUCAAAAUCUUAACCUCCACUCGCACAAUAACCAGCAACUGUGCAAAGAUGUCAAAGUUCACUGCAAAGAAGAAAACAGCACUUCCCAAGUGCUGCUCCAAUCUUGAGGUCACUCUGCAAAGAAAUCAGAAUGGGUCAAGCCACGCUUCAGUGAUGCGGGCCACUGCCAGGGCGAUGGCGAACCAGGACCCCCCAGAAGAGACUGUUCUGCAAAGGUCAGCGUUACUGCAGGAAGAGCUGAACAGCAGCUGCAGUGGAUGGGCUCUGUUAGUCACCGAGUCGGACCCCCACGUUCUCAGUUGCCUGCUGUGGACCUGGCUGGAGAAAUUAAAGGAGCCUAUUCUGAGUGCAGCGGAUGUAGAAAAGUUGACCGCAGAAGCAAACCACAAGAACUCCCUCGGUGUUCUCAGAAGGGCGCAGCGGCACACCGUCUAUUGUCUGCUGAGCUGUGUGGCUGCAGUGACCAGCCUGUGUCCACACAGCGAGGAGGCGGUUAUUCAGCGUCUAACACGGGCUCUUAUCAGACGCCCUCUGGAGGAGAUGAACGGCCACGCAGCUCUGAUUAAAGUCUUGAGAACCGGUUGCCGCGAGGCUCUUCACCCCUUCAGUGUCCCAACCAGGGCCUGCAGCAGGGCCUGCAGCAGGACCUGCACCAGGACCUGCACCAGGGCCUGCACCAGGACCUGCAGCAGCAGCGCCAACGCUUAAGGAACAGACGAGCCCCACACGAUGGAUGAGAAA
Molecule: messenger RNA, 2173 nt
Organism: Lampris incognitus (smalleye Pacific opah)
Lineage: Eukaryota; Metazoa; Chordata; Actinopteri; Lampriformes; Lampridae
Exons: 13
Coding region: 188-2140 (650 amino acids)
Biological process (GO): protein dephosphorylation; cilium assembly
Molecular function (GO): protein tyrosine/serine/threonine phosphatase activity
Source: RefSeq, a predicted model, not a curated record